AUGUCCGAAUCAUCUGCACCAUCGUCUAAAUCUUCUGUGGAACUGCCACAAGCCACCUGGUCGCAUCUGCAAAGAUACCCAGCGCUAUCCAAGUUUAUCAAGUAUGCGGAAUCGCUACCCCCUGUGGAGAGACUGAUCUCUUUCAACCUUGUUGUGUUGGGGUCCGUGAACCAGUGGGUUUCGGAGUCGUCCAACUCCCCUCGUCUAGUCAAGCAGCUGGUCGCUGCUGGGAAGGACGGGGUCUUCAAGCUGGACGAGUUGGUCAACCUUUUGGUGUUCAAAGAGGGUGUUGAUGGCUUGCUGUACGAUUGGAAGUCGCAUUCUGGCACCCCGGGCAUCUGGCUGGUGUGGUUCUUCGUCGACUACAUCGCCAACAUCUCUAACACGCUGUUGAGGGAGUUCCUUAUCAAGCCUCUGCACUUGCAAGGCUCCGCUCCCGCAAAGGAGAUCGGCUCUACCGGAGACGACAACAAGGUCAGCGACUCUUCGUCUCUACCCCACGUGGCAGAGCUCUCUUCUACCACCAGAAACGCCUCCCAGGAGAUCCAGUCCAAGGUCAAGUCCAACUACAUCGACCCAACCAGAGACCUAGCUAAGGAGAAGUACGACGCCAUCGUGAAGCCCACCACCGACAAGUUACAGUCCGUGUACAUCGACCCAACCAAGACCAAGCUGAACGAGACGUACCAACGUUUCACCACCGUGUACGAAAACAACCUGAGCAAGUCCGAAAGCGUCCCCAAAGCCAUCGUGUCCACCGGAUUGGACCUGGGCAAUGCUACUAUCGAGAAGCUAAAGGCCGCUAGAGAAGACCAGGCCAACUCCAAGCCAGCUGUUAUCCCAACUAAUUAG
This is a messenger RNA of Saccharomyces eubayanus, 852 nucleotides long. RefSeq names its product Pln1p (gene PLN1). NCBI's taxonomy places the organism in Eukaryota, Fungi, Ascomycota, Saccharomycetes, Saccharomycetales, Saccharomycetaceae. The coding region runs from base 1 to 852 and encodes 283 amino acids. The transcript has a single exon. The record is from RefSeq and is a predicted model, not a curated record.